Microdochium trichocladiopsis is the source of this 1881-nucleotide messenger RNA. RefSeq names its product major facilitator superfamily domain-containing protein. Gene Ontology annotation, molecular function: transmembrane transporter activity. The transcript is spliced from 7 exons. NCBI's taxonomy places the organism in Eukaryota, Fungi, Ascomycota, Sordariomycetes, Xylariales, Microdochiaceae. The coding region runs from base 1 to 1881 and encodes 626 amino acids. Gene Ontology annotation, cellular component: membrane. Gene Ontology annotation, biological process: transmembrane transport. The record is from RefSeq and is a predicted model, not a curated record.
AUGGCAAGCAGAUCAUCAGAAACUACGCCGCUUCUUGGCCCUGGUAGCGCGGUUGAGGCUCGGGAUGCACACUCGGCCGCUCCACCGCAGGUGCUGCACGAGCCGUCAGGAACAGCCUCGAUCACAGCCAGAAUAUCUUCCAUUCUGGGCCCAGCCAACCGUAUCUUGCUUGCUGGGUUUUUGAUGAGCUUCACCCUGGGCAUUACCCAAGUGCCCAUCCUUUAUGUCUUCCGUAUGAUGGAAUGCGACCGUUUCUACACGCACAACCCACCCUACGAUGGCCCAUGGGAGGACCGGUGUCAUCGUCGUGAGAUCAACGCCGGGACCGCUCAGCAGGUGUCCAUCCUCGGCAUGUCAACCUCCUUCAGCGGCGUCUUCAACCUCUUUGUCUGCGGCUACUUCAUCAAGCUCUGGGGUCCUCGCUGGGCUUACGUCUCCCAGACCUCGCUCCUGGGCUUUCGGGUGUCGACCCAGAUCCUUGCCGUCACCAUUGGCGGACGAACAGGGGAAAUUGUGUUCCAAGCUUGUCAGGCCAUUGGCAUCAUUGGUGGACCUCGCGGUUAUCAGCUCGUCCUCAACACUUCUGUAGCCGAGGUCGUCGCGGCUCGGGACCGCACAGCUGUAUUCGGCCGGCUUCAAGGAGCAAUCAUGCUCGGCACCGCCUUUGGCUUUUUACUGGGUGGUGUUCUUGGAGACCUCUAUGGCAUAAGGCGACCUUUCGAGGUUGCAUUUUUCCUCUACGUCAUUUCCACCAUAUAUGGGGCCAUAUUUAUGCCAACGGAAAUUGCCAAGAGCAAAAAGAACGGAACCACGGCGCCGAAGAAAGUCGGCAUUGCGGCAUUCUUUGCGCCUCUUCGGGUCAUCGUGCCACAUAAAUAUAGGCUGGCGUCCGGCAAGGUUAUUACAAAUUACGGACUUAUCUUCCUUGCGACUGGUCUGUUUCUCGGAGUGUUCGCUUCUGGCUAUUGCCCAACGCUGCUGCAGCUUUACGCUACAGCAUCGUUCAACUGGAGCACGACCGAGAACGGCUACCUAAUGUUUGGAAAUGCAUUAGUCAGAGGCAUGUUCCUGAUAGUCAUCUUCCCGCGCGUCAUAUCCGGCGGCAGAAUAUGGUUCAACGGCGGCGGACCUCCUGAUGCAUCAAUUGCUGGAAAUGGUGCCACUAUUUCCUCCUCCGCCACGACGAUCGUUGCUGCCAAUGAUGAUGACGACGUGGAAGAACGGGCAAGCAUCAAAGCGGGCAAAGACACCCUACCCACGGAUCCCAUGGACUUCCCUGCCGCCGAGGGGCUAGAGGUGCCACAAGAACCUCUGCUAUCCCCGCAGGCAUCUCACCAGCAGACGUACGGUGCUGCCAACCAACCGACCGACGACAGUGCGACAAAGCAAGACGACGAGGAAGACUGGGGCAUCGAGUUUGAUUUGUUCUUUGUGCGAUGGAGUCUCGUCAUUGACUCACUUGUGACAUUUUUUGCAGGCUUCUCGUCGCAAGGGUGGCAUGUCUAUCUCGCCGGCUUCGUCCUCCCUUUCGCUUCAGGCUCAGCGCCAGCCGCCAAAGGCUUGUUGUCUGAACUCUGCCCGCCCGAGCAGCGUGGAGAUGCACUCAGCGGCAUCACUCUCGUUGAGAGUAUGGCCACGUUGCUCACCCAAGGUCUCUUUGGUGUCAUUUUUGCCGCCAUGUCCGAGAUCGAUCAGCCGCGGCUGACCUUCUUCUGCAAUGCGGGUUUUGCUGUGUUGGGGUUCAUUGUGCUGUUCAUGGCCAGACUUCCGCCUGCCGGAAGCAAGCGCAUAGAUGAUCACAACGACGAUAACUCAACAGACCCUCUGCUAUCAUCAGCUGCGGCAGCUUCUUCUGCUGCUACAAAUGGAGGACAAAGAUAA